GAGCACACGCAGGCGCGCUCUUAUAUCUAUCUACAUUUUGCCUAUGCCAUAUCGUGUAGAAUAGUCUACAGAGUAUUUGUCUUUGUCCUAUAUAGCCCAGUAGUGCACUUGUUUUUUUCAUUUACUGAGGCUAAUUUAUGCAGCUGCCAUGACCAUUUUAUCCUGACGGGGACUGACUGAUGUCUUUAACAUUUCCCACUACUCUAUCGCAAGAGCCUUUCGGAAGCACCUGCAUCAACGCGCAAAGGAAGGAGCCCGUUGUUUUCUACCGCGGACAUAUGAACUCAGGACAUUUACGCUUUGGAUAAAGGCUGCCCGUAGCCAUGCAACGGCACCUCACAUCAAAGAUUCUGUGGGGAAGAAGAUGCUGCUUUGAAACUGGAGCAUUGUUAACCAUGAUGUAGAGGUUCCUUCCGGCUAAAUCGGGUUGGAUUAUGUAUCCCGCGAUAGGCUUGCUGGCGAGUUUACGUUGCACUGUGAUUUGAACCUCAGUUUUCCUAAGGUGAUCCAUGCCUCUGUUUUUUUGCCUUUGUCAAUAUGUCCCCAGCAUCGGCUGCCACGGCCAGUGAGAGCAGCACCACUACCGUUCCAGAGGAGGACACAGAGGAAAGCCCCCGCGAGGAGCAGCGGCCCCUGAAGCAGUCGCUCAGUAAAUCCCUGUGCAGGGAGAGCCACUGGAAAUGCCUGAUCCUGUCCCUGCUCAUGUACGGCUGCGUGGGGGCCAUGACCUGGUGCCACGUGACCAAGGUGACGCGCCUCUCUUUCGACAGUGCCUACAAGGUCAAGUCCAUGAUGUACCACGAAAGCCCCUGCUCCAACGGUUACAUCUACAUCCCUGUGGCCUUCAUGGUCAUGCUCUACGUGGUCUACCUGGUGGAGUGCUGGCACUGCCACACCCACAACCAGCUACAGCACAAGGUGAACGUGGAGAGUGUGGGAGAGCGUGUCGGGCGCAUGCAGCAGGCCACGCCCUGCAUCUGGUGGAAGGCCAUCAGCUACCACUAUGUGCGGCGGACACGACAGGUAACACGCUACCGUAACGGAGACGCAUACACCACCACGCAGGUGUACCACGAGCGCGUCAACACGCAUGUGGCCGAGGCGGAGUUCGACUACAGCAACUGUGGUGUGAAGGACAUAUCCAAGCAGCUGCAGGGCCUAGACUGCUUCCCUGUCACGAAGCUGAGGUUCACCAAGUGCUUUAGCUUCGCCAACGUGGAGUCGGAGAACGCCUACCUGACUCAGCGGGCCCGCUUCUUCACUGAGAAUGAGGGCCUGGACGACUACAUGGAGGCCCGCGAGGGAAUGCACCUGAAGAAUGUAGACUUUAAGGAGUACAUGAUUGCCUUCUCGGAUCCGGACCACCUGCCUUGGUACGUGUCCAACUACGUGUUCUGGACAGCCGCCGCCUUCACCUUCUCCUGGCCGCUGCGCGUGCUAACCGAGUACCGCACGGCCUACGUCCAUUACCACGUGGAGAAGUUGUUCGGCUUCGAUUAUGUCCCUGUCACACCAUCUGAGGAGCGACCAUACUGCCGCCACAUCCCUCGGGUCAACACCAUCGACAGCACCGAGUUGGAGUGGCACAUCCGCUCCAACCAGCAGCUGGUGCCCAGCUAUUCAGAGGCUGUACUCAUGGACCUGGCUCAGCUCUCGUCAGGUGGCGCGGGCAAUGCCAACACCUACUCAGUGUCCGGCGGCUACGGCAGCUAUCGGCAUAACUGCGAGCGCUGCCACCGCACCAUCAGCAGCUCGUCCAUCUUCUCGCGCAGCGCCCUGAGCAUCUGCACUGGGACUAGCCCGCGCAUCCCCUUCAGCGGCAGCCGCUUCUCGCUAUCGCGGCUGUACGGAUCACGGCGCAGCUGCCUGUGGCGGAGCAGCGGCAGCCUCAACGAGACAUCGUGCCCCACAGAGAGCACGCGCUGCCUGACACCGUCGGGCCAGCUGACUAGCGAGGAGAAUCCGCCAGACUACCAGGACGCGCUCUACUUCCCUGUGCUCAUCGUGCACCGCAACGAGGGCUGCUUGAACCACUCGCUGCACAGGAAUGGAUCCUGCGUGGAGACCUCUAUAUGACGCAGCACUGGGCCUCCCAGUCCAGACCUGAACAAGGAAUGUAAUGUUACUGUCCUUUCUCUGGGAGGACACUGACUGGAUAAUGAACCUUCAUUUUGGAUCUUUUUUUCCUCUCCAUUAGACCACAUGACACACCAGUGGCAUUCUGGAACCCUUCCAGACCUCUUCCAACACUGUUUAUUAAAGACAGUACUGAGUUAAAUGCACACUUUGCAGCCCAGCUCAUCACACAUGAGAUGCCCUCCAGUGAUAUGUUCAUCAUAGUAAGUAAUAGACUGUAACUAUCUCAAAGCAUGUAUGAAAAAAAACACAUUCAUAGGCAAAAUCAGACAGUCUGCGACAAAUGGACAUAAUGAUCUGAGAAUGAUAUUUGGAACGGACAUAUGCUGCGCGGAAUGCACACCACCACCAUUCUGGACCAAUCACAAUGCUCUGUUCAUAUCAGUUUCUGUUUCCUUAACCAAAGUGUCAUGUUAGCUUCCACACUAUCUAUAAAUAGAGAACAUGAAAAAGCAAAGUACACUAACAGACAUUUGGCCAGAGAAUAAACUCCACCUUAAAUCGUAGUGCAUUUUGCUGUUGUCAUAACCAGGUAGAAAAGAACUUCAAUUGGAACAUCUGUUUUCAAAGUUGGAUAAAAUGUGUUAUUUUGUAAGAGUCUUAGAAGGGAUGUCUUGUGACUGAAAAUCCCCAACACAGCUCAACACAGCUCAAGACAGCUCAAUGGUAGAGGCCUCCAACACAGCUCAACACAGCUCAAGACAGCUCAAUGGUAGAGUUUAAGGAACAUAAACAUGAUUUAUUCAAGCCUUAGAGAGCAAUUUGGAGAUGGGAAGGAAAACCAUGACGCCACAUUAAAUAAUUGAGAGCAAGAAAAGUUUAAAACAUCUGACUUAUUUUUCUAGUAAAUGCAUUACUGGAUCAUUUAAAUUAUGUUGCAGAUAUCAAAGUAAAUUCAUACAGUCCAUAAUUUGUUUCCCCUCUAGCUCAUGGUUCUCAAUGAAAAGCCUUAGACGCAGAUCUACAUUUUUUAUUAAAACAUUACAAUUUGAAACACAUUUGGGGCUAUGUGAUGGUGUAGUUGUUUGUUUUGAGGCCAACGAGAUUUUUGUACGGAAUGAAUGUUCUUUCAAGAUAAUGAUGAUGAGAGAUACAGCAGUUACAACAUCCAGUUAAUUAGCAACGGGAAUCAAAUAUCACAGGAUGCAAUAACAUUCCCACUUCCUGACCCUCUAAAUAUAGUAACAGUCAGAUCCAUGAAUAAUUUAGAUCAGGAGGACUAAAUGGUACAAAUACUUCAAACUGAAUCCAUGAGAGAAGUCUUUCAUCGCAUCAUUUUCCUUACUGUCAAAAUGACUGUCACUUCACUACAUGUUAAUGCAUUUCUGAUUGACUUAAUACAUACAACAUCAAUGUGAUUAUAUCAUGUCAGCUCAGCUGUCAAUAAUAACCUCAGCAUUGCAUAUCUCCUAUUUCCAAAUAAUAUUUGAACACAAAAUGAUUAUUAAUUACUCUAUGAACAAUCAUUUCCUUCAAACUACCUCUUCUUUGUUUUUGUGAUUUAAGUGCCUGACUGUGGGUGCUUUAAAGUUUGGCUUAAAACCACACCUAAACCACAUAGCACACCUACCAAUUCAUCUAAAACUACACCUUAACAACAUACUGUAGAUCACCUACCCAUUCAUCCAAAACCACACCCAAACAACAUACUGUAGCUCACCUACCCAUUCAUCCAACCAACCAACCAACCAACCAACCAACCAACCAACCAACCAACCAACCAACCAACCAGAAAUACAAAGGCAGCAACAGAGCAACUCAACUUUCACUGCAUCUCUUCUAAUUAGCAAUAUACUGAUGAGAUAGGACAUUUAAUUGAGGCUGGCACCAAUGAUCAGGCCCUGAAAACUUCAAGAUGUGCUUUGUCUAUUGUCAGAAAAAGUAGGUUUAAAAGCAAGACCAAGUGCUGAUUCUGAUGAUGCCCAUCAGAAACAGCCAUCACAGAGACCCAAAAUAGACUGAGGGCUGUGUUCAAACUGAUAAUGUCAGCUUUAGUAAUAAACCAGGAGGAUUUUUGAAGAUAUGAGAAUAAACACGAUCACAACUGAACAAAUGUUCUAUGUACUAAUGGCUUAUUUCCACUAGCAAAGUCUCAAAGCAAGGCAAGGUAAAUGUAAAAAUAAGUUCAAUAAAAGUGUAGAAUUCACACCUUGGACCAAUCACUUAUAAAGUACACAGAAAGGGUGCCCAGCUCAUGAAGUGAAAAAUCCAACCCACUUCUCCCAGUCCACUGAAAUAUACGCACACAUUUUGUAAAUAACUCUAUAAAUGAUUUUGAAGGAAGCGGUCAAAGGGCUUUGUUGCUGUGAUCAAACUAAAGCUAACCCUAGUAGCUGGAGUCAAUAU
Messenger RNA from Oncorhynchus gorbuscha (pink salmon), 4482 nucleotides. Its product is annotated as transmembrane protein 151B-like. The transcript has 2 exons. The record is from RefSeq and is a predicted model, not a curated record. Lineage: Eukaryota; Metazoa; Chordata; Actinopteri; Salmoniformes; Salmonidae. Bases 538 to 2076 code for a protein of 512 amino acids.